Molecule: messenger RNA, 981 nt
Organism: Echinococcus granulosus
Lineage: Eukaryota; Metazoa; Platyhelminthes; Cestoda; Cyclophyllidea; Taeniidae
Product: Transmembrane protein
Exons: 4
Coding region: 1-981 (326 amino acids)
Biological process (GO): protein ubiquitination
Cellular component (GO): membrane; endoplasmic reticulum
Molecular function (GO): ubiquitin protein ligase activity
Source: RefSeq, a predicted model, not a curated record
AUGGGUUUUCUGAACGCUGUUGGGAAUGUUGGUUUGGCCUUAUCGGUUGCUCAGGUUGCAACUGCUUCUUUUUACAUCUAUCUUGAGUGGUAUGCACACGGUAAAUGGACGGGUCAUCCUGGAAUGCAAGAGAUGAAAAAAAUUGCAGAGAAUAUUUCUUCCUCCUCCUUCUCUACGGCAUCAACUAGUUCAGAUGAGUUGGAAUUUCUUCGAAGUCAUCCUAGUCCAGAAGGCGUGGCCUCCAGCAUUGACAAGGAAUUCCGAAGGAUGGAAAAGUUUGUCGCCUUUGCUGGCCGCGGUCUCACCUCCUCCUGGUCAGGUCGUCGAAUUGUCGUAACACCCUCAUGGAUCCUCUUCUCGCAUCGCACAACCUUCCUGCCGAUCUGCCAACUUCUAGGUCACUUGGGAGCUGUUGUUGUGGGAACGCGGUGUAUCAAUAAUCAGAUAGCGUCAUUAGGGGAGGAUGAGGAACAGGAACGGGCGGACCCAAUGCUUGGUAGCGGUGUGGUUAUGGCAACCAUCAGAAUUGCGGAUAUGGAUAGCGGGGCCUGUAUGCUCUCGUUUGACCUCCCAGCGAGUGAAUUAGAAAAUUUUCGCCUCUAUCUGUGCUGCCCAUUGGUCUACGCACAGGGCGUUUCCCUCGAACCAAGCAUAAUUCAACGUUUUCUGGAGGCAUUCUCCGCAGUCGUUCAGGAAAAUGAACCAAUUGAAAUCCCUCCCAGUAUGGAGCUUGAGCGAUGUAUCGGAUGUCUUAGCAAUCAGACAAGCGUAGCCAUCCGUCGCAGCUGUGCAGGCGAGUGCGGAUCCUGUCGGUGUCGGCCAAUGUGGUGCGAGAUGUGUGUGGGUAGAUGGUUUGCAUCGCGACUGGCUCAAUCGCAUGUGCCAACUUCGGAAUGGGUGGCUUCUCGAGUGCCCUGUCCCACCUGUCGAAGCCUCUUUUGCGUUCGUGAUGUGAUUUCCUUGAAGCGCGCACAAUAUUGA